This is a messenger RNA of Sycon ciliatum, 2699 nucleotides long. Its product is annotated as fatty acyl-CoA reductase 1-like. Gene Ontology annotation, molecular function: alcohol-forming very long-chain fatty acyl-CoA reductase (NADP+) activity. Gene Ontology annotation, cellular component: peroxisome. The record is from RefSeq and is a predicted model, not a curated record. Gene Ontology annotation, biological process: long-chain fatty-acyl-CoA metabolic process. The transcript has 13 exons. NCBI's taxonomy places the organism in Eukaryota, Metazoa, Porifera, Calcarea, Leucosolenida, Sycettidae. Bases 507 to 2087 code for a protein of 526 amino acids.
CAGGCGCUAGCGCUAGGCAGUCAGUAGUUGAUGACAUCCGCACCGCUCAGCUUCACUCCUCCAGUCACAUGCCCAUGAUGCGGACUCGGUGUGACACAAGUCGAAUGACCCUUGGACGGGAGCUGGGAGGAGGAGUAGUCAGCAAAGGUUAGUUGAAUUCGUCGUGUCGAAUCCACGCGUAGCUAGUGUGAUUUGGACUUUGGAGCGUUCUGCUUGUAGAUGCUCACCACGAAACUGAAGGCGGAAUAUUUCUCGCAGACACUUUGAAACUCUCGUCUUCUUACUCCGAGCGAGAAUAGUCUUUAGAUUACAGCUGGCUUGUUUGUAGUGAGUCGAUUCAGGACAUUUCGGGCCCCGCCGCCUUCCAGAACUGAAGCAGCGCUAGCGAGUGAUUUUCUGCUGUCAACGCCUUUUCGCGCGGACUUCUCUCAUUCACCCGCUCCUUGAGUGGGAUUAUUUGGCACGUCUGGGAUCGGAACUGCGCGCUCAGCACUAGUAGAAUUAGCAUGGCUACCGCCGAGGAAGCCCCAUUGCCCGGCAUUACGGAGACGCUGGACGGUGAGCAUAUCUUCAUUACCGGUGGCACGGGCUUCGUCGGCAAGGCAGUUAUCGAGAAGCUGCUCAGAAGCGUUCCCAACCUUGGUCGUCUCUAUGUCUUGGCUCGCGGGAAAGGAGAAACGACUGCGCAGGAACGUGUGGAGCAGAUGCUUCAAACAACCACGCUCUUCUCCCGUUGUCGCGAGGAACAGCCGGAAUCAUUUCGCAAGGUGACCGUAGUCUCCGGGGAUAUACAGGCCGCGGGUCUAGGCUUGAGCGAAGCGGACACGGAACUACUGGUAUCCAACGUCACCGUCAUCAUCCACAGCGCGGCGCAAGUGCGCUUUGACCGGCCCGUCAAGCAUGCCCUUCAUGCAAACCUGCUUGGUACCCAGCAUGCUGUGGAACUUGGAAGAAAACUUCACAACCUCAAGGCAUUCGUCCAUGUUUCGACAGCGUAUAUCAACUGCCACAACCUGGAGACGGAUGAGAUUGUCUACAAGCCUGAUGUUCCAGCGCAGAAGCUCCUGGAUGCAGUGGAGUGGAUGGACGAGGAGUGGACCGAUAAACUGACACCGCAGCUGCUGGGUGGCAGACCUAACCCGUACAUCUUGACCAAGGCCUUGACUGAGACGUGGAUUGUGGAGACAUGCAGCGACCUACCACUGGCUAUUUUCCGACCGUCAAUCGUUUCCUCGACUGCCUUUGAGCCUAUUGAGGGCUGGACAGACACGCUGAAUGGACCGAGUGGCCUUAUCGUGUCGUUGGGCAAAGGACUGCUUCGGACUACUAUGAUGGACGAAAACGUAGCCAUCGACGUCCUCCCAGUCGACAUGUGCGCCAACAUGCUGAUCGGUAUCAUGUGGAAGAUCCUUGUACAGAAACCAAGUGAAAUUCUCAUCUACAACGGCUGCACAAGCCCCAUCAAUCCCACUGGCUUCAAAUCAUGCAUACCCUGGAUUUAUGAAUGUAUCCGUGAGCAUCCGUAUGACACAAUUUUCGCACGCCCAUGGGCCCACUUGAACGUUAGCUUCCCGGUUUACUACGUGGAGCACUUCAUGUUCCACUUGAUUCCUGCCUACGCGUACGAUGGCAUCAUGUGGCUGCUGGGCUCUGAGCCGCGACUGGUCCGGCUCUAUCGCACAAUCCACAUGUCCACCAAGCACCGCGCCUACUUCCAGUGUCGCGGCUUCAAAUGGACAAUGAACAACUACGAGAACCUGCUGGCAUCGAUGAACAGCGAAGACAAGAAGACGUUCAACUUCGACAUGCGCACCAUCGUGUGGGAGCGCUACUGGCGCAACCUGGUCGUGGGCACGAAGAAAUAUCUGCUCAACGAGGACAUCUCCAGCGAGAAUCUGGAGCGUUGCAGGAAGCAGUACCAUAAAAUGCGCUGGAGACGCUACACGUGGAACUUCUGCCUGGCGUUGGCGGCAAGCCGGUUCCUGGCGCGCUUCAAGUGGAUAAGGCAGUGGUGGGCCAGCAUGAUGACAAUACUGCAGAUCAGCGUACAGACCUUCCCGAUCCUGGCCAAAAUCCUGCUGGCGUAACAAGUGAUGCGAACAGCGAACGCAGGGCAUGCCGGCAAUGUUCCUUUUCUUUUGAUAGUCCUGUUUUACAAUUCUCGAAUAUCGCCUUCCAAUCCUGCUGGCGCAGCCAAAUAAUGCGAACAGCGCAUGCAGGGUGCAGUAAUUUUUUUCUUCUUUUGAUAGUCCUGUUUUUCAAUUCUCCAAUAUCCGUGCAAGCUCGUCAACAAAAGCGCUGCUUUUUCCUGACCAGCUUUCUCUUAUUGCUAUUUGUAGACUAUGCUGGUGUUGUGCAAAUUAGACCUGAUAAAAUAAUAUAUUUUUGCUUGCUGUUUACCAGUGCCAAAAAAGUUGCUUGCAGAAAACGGCGAUGGCACAACGCAUUGAACUCCGCGUAAUUUAAGCUAAAAUGAACUUAGCAACUUGAUGUUUUGCUUUCGCUUUUAAAUUUGCAAUUCUUGAAGAAUAUUUACAUAUUAUUUACAUCUUCCUCGUGCUGCUACACACACCAGAAGCUGCAGCGGAUAGAUGAUGUCCUAGUAAUCGAUGAUGCAAUCAGAGCUGACGCCCACUGCUCGAAUUUGUUCAAAUAAAGAAUAUUGACAAGUAACUUAAAACUGAGCCGGUUAAAAAAGA